AUGGAUUCCUCCGACUUGGACGCCAUUCGGGCUGUGAGUGAACGUACAGCCAUCAAAUCUCUACGUGUAGGCAUUGGAUUUUGAAUGCCUCGAUUUCCCUCCACCUAGAAACGUAUGGCCGAACUACAAGCUCAAUCUGGAGCAGGAUCAGGAGGGACGUCAGCGGGUGGACCAGCUGGUGCAGGUGGAGCGGGCGAAGGUGCGCAAGAUCAAGCGGCUCAGUUCGCGCAGGAAGAGGAGAAGAGGAGGGGUAUUAUGAGUCAGAUCCUAAGUCCUGAAGCGAGGGAACGAUGUGAGUACUCGAGACAGUGCGGAGGUGGAGAUAAAAGUGCUAGAGGAGCCGUCGCCGGGGAGGAAUGGGAGGCGGAUUCGAGUGAGCUUUGCAGAGAAUCGAUUGCUGAUUCAGACACUUCUCUUUCACACCGCACCACAGUAUCGAGAAUAGCCCUCGUCCGACCCGAAAGGGCCCGAGCAAUCGAAGCCCUCCUUCUGCGCAUGGCCCAGUCAGGCCAACUCCGCGGUCGCGUCAGUGAGGACCAACUUAUCGGCGUGUUGGAUCAGGUCGAGGCGAAUGAGAGGAGGGCCCAGGGUGGGAAUACGGACGGGAAUAGUGGAGGCAAUUCGGGGGGUAAGAUUAUUGUAAGUUUUGUCAAAGUGCUGAGCCGCAGCGCUCGGAAAGAUGGCGGACGGGCAACUAAUCCGAGGUCUUUUUUUGGGGGCGUUUGCCCAUAGUUCAAUAGGAGGAAAGGAGGUUUUGACAGUGAUGAGGACUUUUAA
Molecule: messenger RNA, 777 nt
Organism: Microbotryum saponariae
Lineage: Eukaryota; Fungi; Basidiomycota; Microbotryomycetes; Microbotryales; Microbotryaceae
Source: the annotation of a GenBank genome assembly